CCUACUACUACUACCUUAGUAAAUUCACAAAUGAACGAUGUCAGUUAUUUGUCAGUGUCAACUUGGUAAAAUAAUAUUAGUUAUUUUCAAUAGUACUUCGCAAUACAUUUGAAAAACGAUUAUUUCUUAACGAUGUCUCAAAAUGAGGCUCAUUCGUCUACAGACGAAGAAUCAUUAAAAGAAAUUUUCGACCAAGCCAUGAAGUUAUUUGAUAAAAUAGAAAAUGGUAACGAAGCUACGAACAGCGACUCUGUGCAAAUGAGUAUUAAAUCAGCAAUCAAAAAGUUUGAAAAAGCAACAAACUUAGUCUCCAUAUCAGGGAUGUUCAGUAAAAAUGAAAGUCUAGAGGAGUUGCCCACGGAGACUUUGCAGUAUCUCCUUUUACCAGCUUUACUCGGCACCCUCAGCUUAAAGUUAUGCAGUCAGUCUCGGAAAGAUGUUAUUAAUAUUGCAGAUAUAUAUUUUAGAGAUUUUCUACAAAGGUGCAAAGAUUAUGGUGUAACAGAUAUUGAAGUGCCACAGUCUAUAAACAAUGAAAUUUCAAAUAGAUCUCAGACUGAACAAGCUAAGAUUGCGAGCAUGGUUAUGACAAGAGAAUCAAAAAUAAAAAGGUACAAAGAGGUAAAGGAAUUAAAAGAGAAACUAGUGACAUUAUCCAAAGCCAUGUCUUCACCCAAUGCGGAUGAUGACACAAAGAGGCAGUACUUCACUACAUUACUAUUGAAUUAUAUCAACCAGGCCCUUGAUGAAAUAAGUAGUAUUGAACAAGAGAGACCCAUCUUAGAAUACAUGGCAAAACAUGCUGGAGAAGCGAAACCAUCACAUCGAGAACGGGCGCCUCCCUUGAAGCCGGUGAUCAUAACUCGCGACGCGGUUCAGAAGGCGGUUUUCGGUGCUGGCUACCCUUCCUUACCCACUUUGACCAUUGAAGAGUUCUAUGAUAAGAGAGUACGGGAUGGAGUGUUUCCAAGUUCCGGUACCAACAUACCGCACGCAACUAUCCAGACUGCUGACGCCAAUGCUGACGACGCGGAAGAGAUAAAAAAAGAAAAUUUGGUUGACGACGAUGACGAAGACGAAUUGGAGAGGAAACGUGCCAUGGAUGAAUAUAAAGACGACCACCGCAGGGGAUGGGGUAACAGAUACAACAGGAGUUAAAGCAAGUUAUUACAGACUAUAAAUUAGUACAACAGAGUAUGACGAGUCUCAGAUUUGACCAUUUAUAAUCUAUGUCAUAAAAAGCUGAAUUCUAAUAAAAUGUUGUUGUUCU
This is a messenger RNA of Nymphalis io (European peacock), 1270 nucleotides long. It is a transcript of the gene Tap42, whose product is annotated as immunoglobulin-binding protein 1. NCBI's taxonomy places the organism in Eukaryota, Metazoa, Arthropoda, Insecta, Lepidoptera, Nymphalidae. The record is from RefSeq and is a predicted model, not a curated record. The transcript is spliced from 7 exons. Bases 133 to 1158 code for a protein of 341 amino acids. Gene Ontology annotation, molecular function: protein phosphatase 2A binding. Gene Ontology annotation, cellular component: cytosol. Gene Ontology annotation, biological process: regulation of signal transduction; regulation of dephosphorylation.